Messenger RNA from Brassica oleracea var. oleracea, 1131 nucleotides. RefSeq lists its product as uncharacterized. The record is from RefSeq and is a predicted model, not a curated record. Gene Ontology annotation, molecular function: zinc ion binding; nucleic acid binding. The transcript has a single exon. Bases 1 to 1131 code for a protein of 376 amino acids. Lineage: Eukaryota; Viridiplantae; Streptophyta; Magnoliopsida; Brassicales; Brassicaceae.
AUGGCUGGUCUUCGUCAACAAAUCCAGCACACCAUCACCUUGUUUAAUCCAUUGACGCUCUCAGAAGCGCAUCAGCAAGCUCUUACCAUUGAAUCACAAACUAAAGGCAAUUUUUCUUGGUCUGCGUCUCGCUCUACCCGUCCUUCUCAGCAACAACCGAGCUCUAGAACCACUGAUGAUGCACCCCUGCUGCAAACUGACACUGCUGUGGUACCUUUUACGGACAAAACACAAACUCGGCCAUCCUCACUUCGUUGUUUUGCCUGCGGCGAGAUCGGUCAUCACCUGUCCAACUGUCCAAAAAGAAACUGCAGGGGUCUUCUCCUAGAUGCCACUGGCAAUGAUGUCGAGGUCAUCUAUGAUGAAGAAGUUACAGAAACUAUUGCAGAAAUAGAGGAUCUUGUUGCAGAUCAUGGACCAUGUUUAAUGGUUCGACGUGUCUAUCUGGCUCUACACCACACUGAUGAAAACCCCCAACGGCAUAAUAUGUUUCAUUCAAAGUGUAAUAUUGCAGGCAAGGUGUGCAAAUUUAUCAUCAACUCAGGGAGUAGUGAAAACGUGGUUGCAGAAGACGUUGUCAAUAAGCUCAAACUAACCACAGAACUCCAUCCGUGUCCUUAUAAACUAGCCUGGUUAGACAAGAAAACAGACUUGAUGAUCACUCGUCGCGCCCUAGUAUCUUUUUCGAUUGGUGGAAAAUUCAAGGAUCAAGUUCAGUGUGAUAUAGCACCAAUGGACGCUAGUCACCUGCUCUUGGGUCGUCCCCGGAUAUUUGAUCAUCGCGUACAACACGAUGGUUAUCUCAAUACUUACAGCCUCCGCUAUGACAAUCGCAGUUUCACUCUCCAACCGUAUUUACCCGAGAAACAGAGCACCCCGUCAGCCCCGGUCCUCAUCCAUCAGCGGAAACCUUUUGAACAAGAACUUCGAGCAAAAGGACGCGUUCUCAUAUUAAUUAACUCGUCGACUGCGCCAUCUUUACCAACGAUUCGAGACACCUUUAAAAGUAUCUUCGAUGCGCUUCAGGAUGUUUUCCCCAGCGAGUUACCACCCGGCCUUCCUCCUCUUCGGGACAUACAUCACCGCAUUGAUCUCGUUCCCGAUGCUGUUCUACCCAACCGAACUCAUUAA